This is a messenger RNA of Apiotrichum porosum, 2520 nucleotides long. RefSeq lists its product as uncharacterized. The transcript has 2 exons. Gene Ontology annotation, molecular function: cysteine-type deubiquitinase activity; cysteine-type endopeptidase activity. The coding region runs from base 1 to 2520 and encodes 839 amino acids. The record is from RefSeq and is a predicted model, not a curated record. Gene Ontology annotation, biological process: protein deubiquitination. Lineage: Eukaryota; Fungi; Basidiomycota; Tremellomycetes; Trichosporonales; Trichosporonaceae. Gene Ontology annotation, cellular component: cytosol; nucleus.
AUGGACAACUGGCGCCGUUUCCGCGCAACCGUCGGUAGCGGAAGCGGAUCCAAGGAUACCCCGCUCCCCACCAACGGGUCCGCCUCCGAGGACUCGUCGGAUGAAAAGGGCAAAGAGCGUGCGGCCCUCGACGAGACACUGUGGGGUCUCGAGAAUUUUGGCAAUACCUGCUACUGCAACUCGAUCCUGCAAGCGCUGUACGCGUCCCCACCGUUCCGUCACUUUGUCGAGGCGUACCCAGACAUCCAGAAGCCGUACAAUGCGCUCGGCGGUGACAUUGCCCACGAGCCCAUCCCCCCUCCAGCCCCCGAGGUCCCCAAGCCCAGCACGGUGGAGCCGGCGACCGUCGCGUCGCCGGCAAAGGAGAAGGGCCGCGGCGUGUUUGGGCUGGGCAAGUCCAAGCCCGCUCCUCAGGCGCCCAAGCCCACCCUCCAGCCAGCAGCACCGGCCCCUCCUCCCAUCGUGCUGCCUCACGACCCAAACUUCCCCGACAUGACCCUCUUCUCGACCAUCCAGACGCUGUUCAGCCACAUGUCGACAUCCCUCCCUCACCACCCAGCGGCUCCAAAGACGCCCGUCGCGGCCAAUGGCCAGACAAACGCGACAGGAUCCAACGCCGCCUCCCUUCCCAGUGCCUCGCUGGUGCAGGCCGCCAACGGUCAGCCUGGCGUUCCCGGUCAGCCGCAAGGCCCCUCGCUCCUGGCGUCGUUGCCGCCUCCAUCGACACCACGCGGUGGAGGUCCUUACGCCGCCGGCACCUUGGGACGCGGCGUGGUGCGUCCCGAAGACGUGCUGCGAACUGUGAGGAAACACCACAUGAUGUUUGCCGGACAGGGGCAGCAGGACGCGCACGAGUUCCUGGGCUUCUUCCUGAACCAGCUCGACGAGGAGGUUGCGCGUCUCGACAACCAGCUCCGGGAAACGGGCGAUGAAGUGACCGACAUCAAGGACCGCAAGACGUUUGUGCAGCAGCUCUUCCACGGCGACCUCGUCAACGAGACCCGCUGUCUCAACUGCGAGACCACUAGCCGGCGCGAAGAGUCGUUCCUCGACCUCUCGAUCGAUAUCGAGCAGCACUCGUCGCUCACUGCGUGUCUCCGCCAGUUCUCCCAUUCCGAGAUGCUCUGCUCGACCAACAAGUUUUACUGCGAGACAUGUUGCUCCCUCGUAGAGGCCGAACGCAGGAUGCGCAUCAAGAGCCUGCCCAACAUUCUCGGCCUGCACCUCAAGCGGUUCAGGCAAGACGAAAUGGGCCGCCUCCACAAGCUCUUCUACCGCGUCACCUUCCCCCUCCAGCUCCGUGUGCCGUGUACCACCGAGGACACUGACGAUGGCGAGCGCCUAUACGAGCUGUUUGCCGUCGUGGUUCACAUUGGAAACGGCCCGAGCCACGGCCACUAUGUCACAGUUGUCCGCUCCGGCAACCAGUGGGUCAUGUGCGACGACGAGAACGUGGAGCCCAUCGAGGAGAGCGAUCUGGCAAACUACUUUGGCGACAACAUUACUGGUGCCGGCUACGUCUUGUUCUACCAGGCCGUCGACCUCGACCUUCUCAACCUGGGUCUCAAAAAGCUGCCCAAGCCGCGUGUCAUUACGCCCAUACCCGAGGCUGUUGCCGCUGCGGUCCACGAGCUCUCAGACGAGGGCAUCAUGGCGUCGAGCUCGGAGAAGAGCGUCACCCCGCCUCUGACCGCCAGCGCAAAGGUCCAAACACCACUGGCGAUCCAGACAGGAUCGACCGACAGCUUCCCGCUCAAUGGCCAUGCCGCAGAGAUCCUCGCAACGCCGCAGUCGCGCGCUACCCCCACACCCAGCUCCCGCCGCGAGUCCAACGCGAGCCGCGGUCCCGCCCCUUCUUCUAUCCGCGACACGUCCAUGUCCCGCUCACCGACCGAAAAGUCGGCCAAAUGGUACUCGCUCAACAAGAAGAAGGACUCGGGCCCCUCGGCAUCCAACGGGUCGUUGCCGUCCACCGCCGACUCGUCUGCACGUGUAGGUCUGCGCCGUCAGUCGACGACCACCACGCUCAACACAGUCUCCACGCAGAGCACCGUGCCCCAGCCCGACGCCGCUGUCCCCGACCACUUCCCGCGUCACCAGGUGGCCACACCAGACGCCAACCCCGUGGACCUCACGUCGAGCAUGAUCUCCUCCACGUCGGGCGGCUCGUCCAGCAAGUCGGGCUCGUUCACCGCCCCGCCCGUGGCCCAGAUCUUGACCAACGUGUCCAACACCUCCACCUCCCAGGCAGCCUCGCAGGCCGCCUCGCCUGCCACCACACAGCCGCCCAUCGCGACCCGCAGCCCGGCCACCUCGCAGCCUCCGCCCACCACGCGCGCCCACCGCAGUGCGUCCACCGCGUCGGGCACGUCGCUCGGUAAAGACGCCAACGGAUACGCUGGUGGCGGCGGCCUGAGCCGCCGCAUUUCCGGCGCGACGGGCUUCACCAAGCUCGCGCGCACGUCGAGCAGUGCGUUCAAGAUUGGCUUUGGCAAGAAGAAGGUCGACGAGGGCAACUGA